AUUUGAAAUAAAAGUAAGAUCAAUUAGUAAAUUGCUUUUCUUUAUAUUAGGUGACACAAAAAGCAAGGAAGAUGUACCAAACACAGCAUCAGGUAAGUAUAAACAGGAUUACACCGUGGAAGGACAGCAGAUUCUUAUAUUAUAUGGCACUGAAUACGGAUGUAGCGAAGAAAUUGCCAAGCUGUUGUAUGAUAGGAUAAAAGAUAUGAACUCAGAAAACAGUGAGUUUUGCUUGCAACCAAGAGUGAUAAAUGCACGAGAUUACAGGAUCAUAGAUUUCACCAAGGAACAGUUAUGUUUUGUUGUGAUUUCAACCAGUGGGGAUGGUGUCCCACCAACAGAUGCUAGACCGUUUUAUGAAUUUCUUCUUUGCUCUGAGACACGUAUUGAUCAUCUGAAAUUCUCUGUUCUCGCACUUGGUGACUCCAACUAUCCACAGUUUUGUAAGACAGGAAGAACAGUUCGUGAAAGGAUGGGAAACCUUGGAGCUGCCUGUGUAAUUGGCCGACAAGAUGUAGAUAUGGAGGACUGGGCCGUUAUAAACAAGUGGAUAGACAGUGCCACCAAAUACAUACCCUCAGCUCACCUCAGCACGUCACUAGACUAUAUACAACAUGAUGAUAUCACUGAAGAAAAGUAUUCCAGAAAUAGACCGUUUAUGGCUAUAUUAAAAACUAAACAUUUACUUACUGUCUGUGGUCAUGAAAAUGAUAAAGAAACUAUACACUGUGAAUUCGACAUCACAGGAAGUGAUCUCACGUGGACUUCAGGUGAUGCAUUAGGAAUAUAUCCACAGAAUAACCCUCCAGAAAUAGACUACCUCAUAAAAGCUAUGCAUUGCUCAGGCAAAGAACAAGUUAGCAAGCCGUCUUGGGCUUAUCAAGAUAGUAAUGAUGAACAUGAAUCUAAAUGUACCCUGUCUUCUGUUCUUUUGAAGUAUUACGAUCUUAAAUCUGUAAAGCUUGAUUUGCUGGAAGCUUUAAAACAAAACGUCUCCAACGGGGAGGAAAAAUCAUUGAUAGAAAGCUUAUUCGAAAAAGAUGUACUUCAAUCAAAUAACCUUCCACAGAAUUACUUAAAGGAAAGAGAAGUUGCAGAUAUAUUAAUGGACUUUAAAUCGCACACACUUUCAGUUAAUAAAGUAUUAAGUUGCAUGAAAUCUCUUCAGCCAAGAUAUUACUCUAUUUCUUCAUCACCUAAAAAGGAUGGAAACAAGGUUUGUGUAACGGCCGCCGUUGUUAGAUACGAGACGUUAGGACGGUCAAGGACGGGAGUUACUACAACUUUUAUACAUGACAGAUUAGAUAUAGACAACAUUUGCCCGGUUUUUAUGAGCCGAAAUCCAGAUUUCAGGCUACCUGAUAACAGCCAGGUGCCUGUUAUUUUGAUUGGCCCAGGAACUGGAAUAGCACCGUUUAUUGCAUUCAUUCAGGAAAGGGAAAUGGAAGCAUCCUGUGGACUGACUUGGUUGUAUUUUGGGUGUAGACAUAAAGACAGAGAUUAUUUAUACAAGUCUCAGUUAGAAAAAUGGGCUGCAGACGAUGUUGUACGCUUAUCUGUUGCAUUUUCACGAGACCAAGACAAGAAGGUUUAUGUACAAGAUCAUAUCCAAAGGGAUUCUCAGGCAAUUUGGCAGCUCAUUCACAAGGAGAAUGCCAGUAUUUUCAUAUGCGGAGAUGCUAAACAUAUGGCGCAUGAUGUCCAUGUGACACUUAUAAAUACUGUGGCAGAAGAAGGUGGUAUGGAUAAAAAUGAAGCGGCAAUUUAUCUGCAAAGAAUGGAAGAAAAUAGUCGAUACCAAAAGGAUGUUUGGGUGGUUUAAAAAAUUGCCGGUGUAGUUUUCAAAGACGUCAAAGCAAAAUAAAUGUGGCCAAAAUUUAUAUAAAAAGUGAAAAACUAUUUUUUUUAUUUUCUAACAUGGGACAAGACUAUAUGCAUUUGUAAUAACACUGAAGUUUGGUUUAAGCUAGUGUUCAUCAUAAUAUUUUAACCUUAAUGAAAGUACAGUCAGAAGAGCAUUGAUUUUGUUAAUUAAGCGUACUCACAAUUUUAUUAUUGAUUCUCAAUGUUUUAGAGAAAAUACAUUUUUUAAGAUUUAUCUCUAUCAUUAUUAUUUUAAUUCCUUCUUUGUUUUAUUUUAAUUAUUUAAUUUGUUUUAAUUGACAGAAAAGAAAAAACCCGGUACCGAUGGUUUAGCAUUGUUUCAUCUGAUAACUGCUACUCUAAAGCUCUUGAGUGUUCUGUUUCCUAUAUAAAUCAGAUCUGUACUCAAUAUAAGUCAUUCCAAUGAAUAUUGUCAGUGAAUAGUGUAUUUACUAAUUUUAAUUCAAAUAAAGAACCGGUUUUCCUAGCAGUCGCCAUGUUUGUGCACACUGUAGAGAUGUUGUUACGGGACAUCCAGAUUCUGACCGCAGCUUCUUUUUGUGAUUUUAUUAGAUUUUGCAUCAUUUAACAACAUGUGUAUUUCAUAAGCUUUAGGAAUGUAACUUUUAGGUGAUUGUAAUGCAGUUCAUUGUUUAACAUGCGGAUGUAAUGAUUGAUUUUGUGUUUGUGUUUUUGUUGUGGUCACCUGCACAAUGCGACCUGUGGCGAAAGCGUUUUCACCCCAUGUUGAAUUCAUCGGGUGAAUACACGUUCUGUGUGAAAUGCCCUUAGCCAGAAAAGUCUCAGUUUGAAAACUAACAAGAAUUCUGGUCGUUCGCUUUUUCAUUUUGGUUUAUCAAAUCACAUCUAAAAUAUGUAGGCUUCAAAGAUAAUGAGAACAAAAGUUUAUAAACAACGACCAUUAACCAAUCCUAUUUUGAACAGGAAUUAUAUAUUUUCAUGUAGAUUUUUGUGUAGCGGAUACGGUAUAGAAGAUAUUUUUAACGUGAAUUCUAUAUUGUUGCCGUUUUUAUAUUGGUGUCAUAAAUUAGCACAAUUAUUUUUGAUAGCGAGUAAUUUCUUAGUUGUGACACGCUUACAUGACAGUGAUAUUAAAUUUAUUAACUUCGCUAAA
Messenger RNA from Mercenaria mercenaria, 2998 nucleotides. Its product is annotated as NADPH oxidoreductase A-like. Gene Ontology annotation, molecular function: FMN binding; flavin adenine dinucleotide binding; oxidoreductase activity. NCBI's taxonomy places the organism in Eukaryota, Metazoa, Mollusca, Bivalvia, Venerida, Veneridae. The transcript has 12 exons. Gene Ontology annotation, cellular component: cytosol. The record is from RefSeq and is a predicted model, not a curated record. Bases 206 to 1822 code for a protein of 538 amino acids.